AUGCGCUACGACAACUGGGACAUUAUACUCUUUCCAGAAGACUCUAACAUUCCCAUCCAGGAGUACAGAACUGCCUGCUACUUCUCACAAGACGAAGAUGGCCGCGAGCUACCCACGCUGCGAACGUACAUUGGAUCGCUGAGGCCAGACACACCAUUUCGCAUCUCUGUACAUCACUGGGGAGUGCCGAAGCCAUCGCCUCUUAUACAAGAAAUCCAACGAAGGGCUGGCAUGAGGAUCAUCUUCACCAUACAGGUCGUCAUCAAUGACAACAUACUCUAUCAUGGUAGCUUCGAGCUGAACGCCACUUCGCCGCAGGAGAUCGCAUAUGAGCAGCGAUCGUUCAAAUCCUUCAAGUACGAUGAGCAACCGACCAGCCAAAUAAAACCGCGCUUGAGGUUUCCGUGUAGCGACAAACAGGCUCUUCUGCAGAGUUCAGCAUGGCAGCCACGUGGAACAGACAAUCGCAUCAAGAUCACAUUGUCAGAGCAACUCGUCGCCGAAGAUGAUGCACUAGACGCUAGCUGCUGGGACAUCGCUUGCUUCUCGUUCCAGCAUGCCUCCAGAGAGCUGCUGGAGCAAGCUGGUAUCGCCUACCCAGUCAUUGACCCGUUGCGCUGCCUCGUAGGCGAGCGAGCCACGCUGCUUUCGCAGCAGUUUUCGCAGAACAAACUGGUUCGCGGAUUGCAGCGAGGAUCCCAAAUACACCCUGAACGCUCACCAGAGUCCAAUUACGAACAUAUGAGGCCCUCGAAUCCAGAGCCGCAUCAAAGAUCGACCAUUGGAGUGCCAUCUGUAACAGACUUUCCCAAUGCACCGGGGGUCAAGUCACACCGAGGUGGAGGUCUUCCAGCUGAGUGGAGUGACUCAUAUGGACCGUUCGAUGAUCCCGAGGACGAUGUCAACAUGGUGCCCUGGCCACCACGACGAUAUGCCUCCAACAUGUCAGGUCUGGAGGGAUCAUACGAUCCGUCGUGCUUUCCGUAUGUCGCACCACCUUGGCCUCACAAUGCUGCAUCAUCAGGACAGCGUACAGAUCUGAAUAUGAACAACAACCGAUCGCGAAGAGACAAGAGCGCCCAACAGGUCAUAACGACUUGGCGCGACGAUCAGUUUGGGCAGAUUGUCGAGGCUAUGGCUCCAUCAAAGAAGCACCAAGAUCUACCGUACGGCUUGCCAGCGCAACGCAGUACGCAGGACCGCCCGCCAACUGCCCAGUCUUACCGGCCGCCCAAGAUGGGUGCUCUGUCUGUUCCUGUUCGGCCUUCUUCGGCGGCUGCUUCUCGGAAAACUUCCUACCCCGACUUCAAUGCUGCCCUACGUAACAGUUCGAAAAGACCGUUGUCUGGUCAGGCGAACUUCAUACCCAGCGCGCUACCCAUGAGCAAUCCACAAUUGAUACACCGAGCCAGCAAGGAGAAUCAUGGUACUUCUCACGCGAGACGUCCAAUGCCAAGUCCUUUUGUGCUCGGUGCAAAACGUUGGGACUCUGAUGUGUCCAUGAGAGAUGGUUCCUCCAAUUUCUCAAGCCUCUCCAGGUUCGAACGGAACCCGUUGAAUAUGGGAAGUAAAGUCGGCUCGGCUCAUGCACCCUCAGCCGUAGGCAACGUGAAGAGCCGAAAGGAAGGCCUCGGUGCUGAGAACGGUGACCAUCUAGAUGUUGGAGUCUUGCAUGAUCAGAGCUUACCCCCGACUUUGACCGCCAACUCAACCACCGAAGCGACUACUACCUCGGACAAUCCUGAUAGAACCCCGCGCAACAAACUCAACGAGUCAUUUGCGAAAGAAUCUCGUUGCGCCGAAGUCAUAGAUGUGGACGCAAUCGAUCCAAGCCUAGUCGCCGGAACAGCUGCCGACAUGGCCAGGCUGUCUCCCUUCAAGCCCAGUCAUAAGCCUGGUAUGUCGAGUGUUAGUAGUACAGGACUUCUGGAGCGGCAGCUGUACAGUGCUUUGGGCGAGGAACUGGGUAGCUUUGAGCAGCAGGUGGAUACGAGUAGCAUGGGUCCUGAGCUUGCCCAAGCUCUGUCUGGCACCAUGUCACACAGCGAUCUGCACAGCACCACCCUACCCGAUCUCACUGUGGGCGACUUCGAACCGGUUGCUAAGAGAAAGAGACAAGAUACCUUCGGCUGCGAAAGAGAUGACAGUCCUUCGAAAAAGAAAGAGAAGGCUCGACAGGUGAUGCUCGAAGACGAUGAGGUACCGGCAGAUAGGCCGCGAGUGAGGGGAGAUUGA
Messenger RNA from Ascochyta rabiei, 2235 nucleotides. RefSeq lists its product as uncharacterized. The record is from RefSeq and is a predicted model, not a curated record. Lineage: Eukaryota; Fungi; Ascomycota; Dothideomycetes; Pleosporales; Didymellaceae. Bases 1 to 2235 code for a protein of 744 amino acids. The transcript has 5 exons.